Messenger RNA from Papaver somniferum (opium poppy), 1409 nucleotides. RefSeq names its product riboflavin synthase-like. Gene Ontology annotation, molecular function: riboflavin synthase activity. Bases 100 to 951 code for a protein of 283 amino acids. The transcript is spliced from 2 exons. Lineage: Eukaryota; Viridiplantae; Streptophyta; Magnoliopsida; Ranunculales; Papaveraceae. Gene Ontology annotation, biological process: riboflavin biosynthetic process. The record is from RefSeq and is a predicted model, not a curated record.
ACUCACAUUGGGUUUUUAGGGCUUGCAUCGCGUUUUCACCGUCAACAUACACUAACCUACGGUCCUAGGGGUUUCAGUUUUCUCCGUACCUAUCAUAUCAUGGCAGUUUCUAAUCAUUUCACUGCAAUCUCAUCAAAAUUUCUAAGAUCUUCACCUCCAAAAACCUUCUCUACCAAUCAACAUAGAAUUCCCUCAAAAACCCAAGUGAAUUUUAAUCUCAGUUCCAGAAAUCCAGUACAUAAUCUCUUCUACAAUGAUAACAGUUUCCCAAAACCCUCAAUUCAGUCUCUUCCUUACCCUAAUUACAACCCAGUCAAAAAUUUAUUCACUGGAAUUGUUGAAGAAAUGGGUGAAAUCAAACAAUUAGGUUAUGCUGAAGAUGGUGGAUUUGAGAUGAAAAUCUCUGGAAAUGUUGUUCUUGAAGAUGUUAAACUUGGUGAUAGCAUCUCAGUUAAUGGUACUUGUCUUACAGUGACUGAAUUUGAUAAAAAAGAAUCUAAUUUUUCAGUUGGAUUAGCACCAGAAACCCUAAGAAAGACUUCGUUGAUCGAGCUCGUACCGGGUUCGCGUGUUAACUUAGAAAGAGCUUUACUACCGAGUACUCGAAUGGGUGGUCAUUUUGUUCAAGGGCAUGUAGAUGGUACUGGUGAGAUUGUAUCAUUAGAAUUUGAAGGAGAUUCGUUGUGGGUGAAAGUGAAAACACCACCAGAAGUGUUGAAAUUUAUUGUGCCCAAAGGGUUUAUUGCUGUGGAUGGAACUAGUUUGACUGUUUGUAAGGUUUUUGAUGAUGAAGAGUGUUUUAAUUUCAUGUUGGUUGCUUAUACUCAGCAAAAUGUUGUUAUUCCUUUAAAAAAAGUUGGGCAGAAAGUGAAUUUGGAGGUUGAUAUUCUUGGAAAGUAUGUUGAGAGGCUUCUUCAAAGUGGCUUCACUAGCAACAUUACACCAAGAUGAACCGUCGCGAAAUUCUGGCUUUGUGCAGCUGGAGCAGAAUCAACUAACGCAGGCUCUCCAGAAGAGGCAGAAGCUAUAGUGUUUCUUCCAGCUGUGGACUGGACUAAAGAGCUUCUACAUCCAAGGAGACUCGACUGCAGGAAGAUCAUCAGCUGCAUGCACAAACAAGUUAAAUGGCAGUGCCAGGCGAUUUUUCAAGCACAAUGAAAGUUCCAGGGCCCAAUUCUAGAGACCUAGGGCCUCACAUUGUUAGGGCCCAAAAUUUUAAGUUUUCUUACAACUUGAUUGUUUUAGUGCUCUCACAUAGCGCUUGCUGGUCAUACUAUCUAGCUGUUAUUGAAUGUUGUUUGUUUCGUAAGUACAGCGUACUGCUUUCUAAUUCCAUAUAGCUAUCUACUUUUCUUUUUUUAUACCAAAAAAAAGAAUUUCAUUAAUGAGAAGAUUGAGUUACAGAUGAA